Messenger RNA from Pomacea canaliculata, 5843 nucleotides. RefSeq lists its product as uncharacterized. The record is from RefSeq and is a predicted model, not a curated record. Bases 431 to 4387 code for a protein of 1318 amino acids. The transcript is spliced from 14 exons. Lineage: Eukaryota; Metazoa; Mollusca; Gastropoda; Architaenioglossa; Ampullariidae.
GUUCAGACACAAGUUGCAACACCCUGGGGUGACCCGUGUGGCGUCUCUUCAUGGGGAGAGAGUCAAACAACACGAGCAUGGACACCAGGGUACAGGGUAUGUAACAUCUAUAAUGUAAAACUCUUGCCACCAACAUGAUCCUACAGGAGAAAUAAAGUUCAACGAUCACUAGCCAGUUACUACAGCUUGUUUGCAAGUUGUAGGGCACUGAACUCUACUUGGUUUACCUUUUUGUCAAGUCUGUGACAGUGUUAAUAUGAGAAGCUCCUGCAUUCAAAGGGUUAAAUGAGAAGACAUGGAUGAAGUGUUGUGGAGGUGCUGGUGUUCAGCAGAGGGCACAGACAAUCGCUGUCGUGUUUUAGCGAGAACACUGGCUACAGACACUGCCUCCCACUGAUGUGAUGGUAUUAAAGGGAGACCACUGUCAGCAAUGUCCAGUCAUCCGCCAUCUGCUACACAACAGGUAGUGAACUUAGCAGAAGCCCAGGCGUUGUGGCUGCAAUGGGUUGAGGCCGAGUUUUCUGACCUCGAGUUUCGCACCUACUUCCUGCCUCCUGUCUACGUCAACCGAGUGCCCAUGACAAGACAGUCGGUAGCUGGUCAGGAUGUUCUGGUCCUUGAGUCAGCACCUGGACAGGCUGGUCAGUCUAACAAACAGGCAAUGGCUUCAUCUGCUGCAGCUCAGGCUCUCAGUCCCCAGCCUCCUCGAGUUCAGGACAGUGAUGUCAGAGACGAUGCCGCCUUGGAGCGGGUCCUCAAGUGUCUGCAGAAAAUAUCUGAAGAAAAUAAAGAAGUUUUGGUAGGACUUAGUCAGCUGAAGUUCGACCAGUGUUUAGGUGAACCUUGUUACUCAGCCGUAGCUGCCCAGCUACCUGUUGCCGACAGUCUUCCGUCAUCAUUUCCAAAAAAUUGGAAACAAGGAGACUUUGAUGUGCUUCUUAUUCACCGACAUUACGGGUUUGUCGUCUGUGAAGUAAAAGCCUUUGGUGACAAUAUUCAAGAACUUAACAUGCCACAGCAGGAUAUAGACGAUAACAUUAGAAAGAAACUAAAACAGGCCGCCUCACAGCUGGACAAGGCGGAGGCCAUGUUGUCUCACCUGGUGUCCGACAUCGCUCCCGGUCUGCGCAUCACUAAGACCAUCGCUUUCCCCAACCUCACGGCUUGUCAACUUCAACAGGCCAUCUCCGGCGACACCCGAAUGUCUCAAGACCUGUGUCGGUGUCUGGGAACAUCAAAACCCGUCGACAUCGCUGGUAUGUGUCUGUGCUCUGAUCAGUUGUCUGAUCCCAAGACAUCGUGUGACGUCAGUAGUCACGUGCUGAGUAAACUCGGACACUGGUGGCAGCGACGUGUGGCUGGGGCUGGACCUGACCCUCACAUGACUUUUGACCUCUACAAGACUUUGGUUGCCCGGUUCUGUGGUCCGGCGACAACAGUGACUGUGCCAUGCACAUGUCCUCCACGUGUGAGUGUCAAGACCUUGGGUCAGGCCGUGUCACAUACAGGACAGUGCUAUACUGCUGUAAUCACACUCUUCCCGGAGCAAGUUCACCUGCUACACACGGCGCCUCCCAGACUCUUUGUCACCGGGCCGCCCGGCACAGGUAAAACUGUGGUGCUGCUGCUUAUGGCCAUAGAGUGGCUGCGAUGUGGUCACCACGUCUACAUUGUCAGUACUUGGUGGGGGAGUCGUGCAUCGAGCAUCAUGUUGUAUCACCUGUUGCUGCAGACAGCAAACACACAACAGUCACCAGGUUUAUCACCCGGUCAGCUUCACCUGCUGCAGUAUGAUGUCAAAGAGGAGGGAUGGAAGGCCGUCAACGAGUUGUUACAGGCAACAAUACUUGGGGUGGCCUAUGUCAUCGCCGAUGAAGUGAAUGGGGACUUCAAGAAUUUUGUCGAAUGGUUGGUAACGCAGAUUCCUGAUGUCCAUGUCUGGGCCGCAAGUUGUUACCAUGUAGACGCACCCUACGGGUGGCAAAUGGAAUAUUUAACCAGACCCCUCCGCUCUCCACCGGUCGUCGUCAGGGAAGUCGAGCAAAGCAAAAUAAUGGAGGACAAAUAUGUCCUGCGGUACAGUAAGCGUUGUGUUCCCGACCACACAGACGGCCCGCCAGUCAGGCGACUGCAUCACCGAGGUCAAGGUCACUCAGGUGACUGGCCGAUCAACUGUGUCACGUGCGGUCGUGACGUGGCCAGAGUCCUACACAGUCUCCGUGUUGCUGUUACGGAUACUGUCGUCAUCUCCGGUGGCACAACACCUGCCUGCCUGCAGUGGCGAGACGUGCUGGUGUUGUAUGGAGGUAAAACUAGACAAGUCUCGGGUUUAUCUGUGAUGACGGGUCUGAGAGAAGCGGGUAUCCCAGUGCGGGUGAUGGAGGAGGAGGACAUUGAGGACGUGGCUACAGCCCGCAGUGACGUGGUGUGGAUGACAAAUGUAGAGCGUGUUCUCGGUCUGGAGAGAAAAGUCAUCGUCCACUUGGUAACGGAAGGUGACGUGGAUUUCUAUGACCGACUUCAACUUAUGUCCCGAUGUACGUCACAACUGUUGAUUGUGUCUCCCUCGUCACAUCACACUGUUACAGGUGUUCAAGCCCUUCCUGUCGAGGCUACAGAGUCUGGCUCCGACUCAUGUACUACACAAGGUACAAAGACAAGCAGCAGCCCUGUCUCUUCUACCCAGCUGAAGGAACCCAUUUCUUCAAAAAUUCAGUCACCAUUGCCACAGUGCGAUGAAUUCUUGUUUCCUGAUCUACAAUCUCGUGCCUACUUCCUGCCUCCUGCCUACGUCAGCAACCGACAGAUGAUUGGUCAGGAGGUUCAGAUCCUUCAUCAUGAAGCCACGAAGGGACUGUUCUUGAAGCUGGAUAAAAUGUCUAAACACAACGGAGAAGUGUUGGUCGGAGUAAGCCGCCUUAAGUUUGGACUGCAUCUUAAUGAAGUUUCUUUAGCUGCCACAGCUACACAGCUGCUCCUACCCUCCAGACUUCCUAACCUUCUGCCUCGGAACUCCAAUCAGGGGGACACUGACGUGUUUCUUAUUUCCAGAUAUUAUGGGGUAGUUGUUUGUGAGGUGAAGGCUAUUGGUGACAACAAACAAGGGCAGAGAAUAUCAGAGGGAGAGAUGGACAGUGAAAUCAGACAGAAGCUGCAACAGGCCGCAAUACAUCUGGACGAGGACGAGACCAUGUUGUCAAGACUAGUGAGUGACAUCGCCCCCGGUCUGCCCAUCAUUAAAACCAUCGUGUUCCCUAACAUCACAGCUAGACAGGUGCAGCAGGCUAUAUCUGGUGACACUCAGCUAACCCAGACAUUGAGUCAGUGUCUGGGAUCAGAAGACCCCUCCGACAUCUGUGGACUGUGCCUGUGCUCCGAUGAUUUGUCUGACCCCAUGACCCCACGGAACGACAGUAGGGACGUGAGGACACUCACACUUUGGUGGCGGCGACGAGUGGCUGGGCUUGGGGUUAACGGUCAAAUGACAUGUGACGUGUACAAGGCACUGGUAGCCAGGCUUUCUGGUCCGGCGAAAACAGUGACUGUGCCAUGUACAAGUCCUCCAGGCGUGAGUGUUAAGACCCUGGGUCAGGCCGCUUGGUGUACAGGAGAGUGUUAUACUGCUGUAAUAACACUAUUCCCGGAGCAAGUUCACCUGCUACACACGGCGCCUCCCAGGCUUUUUGUCACCGGAUCGCCCGGUACAGGUAAAACUGUGGUGCUGCUGCUGAUGGCCAUAGAGUGGCUGCGAUGUGGUCACCACGUCUACAUUGUCAGUACCUGUAGUGAGAGUCGUGCAGCGAGCAUUAUGUUGCAUUACCUGUUGCUGCAGACAGUAAAGACACAACAGUUUGCAGAUGUAUCACACGGUCAGCUUCACCUCCUGCAGUAUGAUCUUGAUGACAGUGAAGACGUGGAGAAGGCCGUCAACGACUUGUCACAUGCGGCGAUAAGAGGGUCGUUGUACGUCAUCGCUGAUGAAGUAGGGAGUGAGUUGAGAAUCAACAACUUUGGGACUUUCUGUGACAAGCUGCUGACACAAGUUCCUCGUCUCCAUUUUUGGGCGGCAAGUUGUUUCCCUGAAUACGCACCCGCCGGUUGGGAAGUUCAAUAUUUAACCAGACUCCUCCGCUCUCCACCUGUCGUCGACAAGGAAGACGAGCAGGACCUGAGGAUCACUAGAUGCCGUGAUUUCGACCCGUACAGUGAGCGAGGUGUGCCCGAGCACACAGACGGCCCGUCAGUCACACAAUGUAUCACUGUGGUCAGGGUCACUCAAGUCGCUGGCCAGGUGACUGUGUCACGUGCGGUCGUGAGCUGGCCAGCUUCCUACACAGUCUCCGUGUUGGUGUUACGGAGAGCAGCACAACAACAUCUACAACAUUGACCUCUACCAUCGGCAGCACAACACCAACCUGUCUACAGUGGAGAGAUGUGCUGGUGUUUUCCUGGCGUGACGUAAGUGAUCAGUCGGGUGUGAUCACAGGACUGCAAGAAGCGGGUAUCCCAGCGCGGGUGAUGAAGGAUGAUGACAUCGAAGACGUGGCCACCGCCCACAGUGACGUGGUGUGGGUGACGAAUGCACGUGUUUAUGGUCUGGAGAGAAAAGUUGUCGUCUAUCUGGAGUACUCUGAUUUUGAUUCAUUCAGUUUUAUGGAGUUUUGUCUAGGUAGCGAUUGCUCUUCGCGACUCUACCUCAUGCCCCGCAGUGCUUCACAACGUGUGAUUGUCUCCCUUUACUACUAGCCGCCUGAAGGUGACUGUCACUGACACACCUUUCACCUGUUGUAGUCGAGUGUCUGUCUGACAUCAACACUUCAGUGUUUCUCCUCUUAUACUUUCAGUCUAUCAUCACGUCAUCACCUCAUGACGUCAUGCAAUGACGUUCUCGCAAGGAUACUUAGAAAUAACUUAUUUAAAAUAUAUUUUUCAAGUUUUUCUGUUACAGACGUGUAUGUGUCUGUGUGGUAGUGUCAUCAUGUAUAUGCGUGUGUCUGUGUUAAUGUGUCAUCAUAUCCGUGCGUGUGUUAAUCUAUAAGUGUGAUAUUUGUGUCAAUGUGUCAGUCUACAAGUGUGAUAUCAGGAUUAAUGUGUCUAUAAGAGGUUGUACACGUGCUGUCAAAGGGCUUCAGCAGACUGUAAUAUCAGUGCCGUGCACUUAAGUGUUUAAUCUGAUAUUGUCUACUGCCAGCGGUAAGCAAACUGGACAGAACUCUGUGUCUAAAUACAGACACGAGUGGUUCAUCAAAACUCGCUUCAUUGAGUUAAGAGAUUCAUUGAUGCAAACACAAAAAGCAAUAGCGGCUCACUUAUACAACACAUCUUACAAGUUUAACUGUUUGACACAAACACAUUCACACGAUGUACAAAUGUUCUUUCAAAUCGUUUAUAAAUGUCUCCCAAAAGUUUCAGAGUGAGUGUUUUAAUAAAGAUUGUUGUUGUUAGUUUAAAACAGAUACACACUGUUGUGAAGUGGUUAAAAUAGUUUAAAAGUCGUGUCCCCUGAGGCACAACGUGUGCAUUGUUUCAACAAAGACAAACAACAAUGAUUUUACAAGGAACUUCCCGCCCAGUUUUACAAUAUAAAUAUAUUUAAUAACCAACACCAGACAUCAAAUGAACAAAUAAAUAUCAAUGACAGGAUUCAAUACCAUCGCCACAAUCACAUGACGCUGUUACAGUUGGCCAACAUGUUGUCACGAAGACAGUCUUUCCCUCACAACACACUUUACCCUGGCCGUGACAUGUCAUGACAAGAAAUCUCAGAAUCAGCCUCACAGAAACUCAAGUGUUGACAAGCAAACAAGAAAACUAAUGAGGAAAUAAAAGGACGACGAAUUGUU